Molecule: messenger RNA, 2433 nt
Organism: Stomoxys calcitrans (stable fly)
Lineage: Eukaryota; Metazoa; Arthropoda; Insecta; Diptera; Muscidae
Exons: 5
Coding region: 5-2251 (748 amino acids)
Biological process (GO): regulation of transcription by RNA polymerase II
Cellular component (GO): nucleus; transcription regulator complex
Molecular function (GO): DNA binding
Source: RefSeq, a predicted model, not a curated record
GCAAAUGGCAAAGGAAAUAGACGUGCGUCGUUUAAUAGAAGCAGUCCGCAAAAGGCCAGAACUGUGGGAUCCAAAGCAUGAGCAUAGCAAAAAUCGUACAUUAGCUCACAGAAGCUGGGAGGAAGUUACCCAAGAAAUAAAUCACGAUGAUGUUUCCCUGUGCAAGCGUAAAUGGAGAUGUAUACGCGACACUUAUCGUGGUCAUGUUCGUCGUAUCAUACAACAAAAGUUGCAUGGAAUGACGCCUGCCAAAGUCACGUGGUCUCAUUUUAAAAACUUGAGUUUCCUGAAAGAAUAUCAACGACCACGAAGAACAUUUCUGGAUACGGACAUAAGCGAAGACAUCUCUAGCGACUAUUUCGAUAAUACAGCUGAUGAUGAUGAUGAUGAUGGCAAAGACAAUGUUCAAAUCAUAAGUAAUGAGGCUGUUGCUGAUGAUGAUGAGGAUAUACCAGUUGAAGAGUAUCUAGGCAUAUUCACUCCCUAUGUACAGCCAGCAGUAAAUCCUAGUAGCUAUGAUGUUAUUAAAGUGGAAGAGCCUAGAGUUGGCACCACUGGUACUACUGCUACCGAAGUAUACACCAUAAGCGAUGAUGAGGAGGAUGUUAGGGUGGUGGACCAAGCUGCCGCUGGCGUCAGCCUAAAAGAUGAUAUUCUACUAGACGAUCUUUUGGCUGCAUCCGAUCUACAGACCGCAUCCAUAAAUGGUCAAAUUAUCUGGAGUAACGGGCAAGUCGCUCAGCUCAGUGCUAAGAAUGCCGAACGCCUUUCUUCUGCUGUUAUGGACAAAACAGCUGAUAAAGGAUUGAUAAUUGCCUCGGUUGCCAGUGGCGGCAAUGAUGUGAGAAUUUUUGCGAAUGAUGAUAUGGAACUUGAAGAUUACGGCAGUUUAAUGAAGUCUCAAAGACUUACCUCUGGUAACUUAGGCAUACAAAUGCCCUCAACUGAUAUGGCAACUACUAGUCAAGGUUCCACUGUUGCAACUCCACGAAUAGAAAUCCCCAUACAAUCCACUCCAGAGAAAACUACGCCUUUCCCAGAGCCUGGACCUGGCGAUUCAGACUAUGAUUUUCUGCAUAGCUUUUUGCCCUACAUGAAGAAAAUGAACGAAUUCGAAAAUCUUAGAUUUCGUUCCCAGAUGUGUGAACUUUUGCUAACAAUCAAAGAUCCCAAUGGCACUGAAAGUAGGCCGACUGCGUCGUGUAAUACGGUUAGAAGUAGUGCCGAAAAUGUUAUCAUCAAUGUGGCCACCUCCACAACUUCUUCAGAUACAGAUUGCGGCAUUCGCUGUGUGGCUUGGGGCGCCGUUCUGUUGGAACCACAUGUCCUCCAAGUCCAUAUCAUCCAAUUGGGGACAAAACCAAGUGAAAUGGACGCACGUCGUUUGAUUGAGGAAGUUCGUAAAAGACCAAAAUUAUGGAAUAUUCAAUACAGAAAGACAAUAGCAUCGCCAAAGGAAACAUACCAUUUAUGGCGAGAGGUGGCCGAUGCUUGCAAUGUGCUGACUGUUGACGAAUGCAAAUGUAAAUGGAAAAAUUUACGCGACAGUUAUCGUCGCUAUGUGAGUCGCUGCAAAAAGGAGGGAAAACAAUUUACCCCGAAAGGAAUAUAUUUUGACGAAAUGGAAUUUGUUCGAGAGCAGCGUAUUUAUAGAAAGUCUAAACCUAAGCCCAAUCAAAAUGAAAAAGCAAAACAAGGCUCUACUUCAGAAGCAAAUGGUCAAUCGCAAAAUGUUGGCGAAAUUAAAUGCGAGGCCAUAGAGAUCAGUGACAAUGAAGUCGCAUCUGAACUGGGGAGCUAUGAAGAUAAUGAUGAUUUAUCAAUGGAUAAAUUCCAGGAUAUACAGCAAAUAUCAGACGACAGUACUUCCUCACAACAUUUUAGUAGCAUAGACGAGGUGGUCAAUCAAUCGCCGGAAGAAAAUCCUAUGGAACAAAGAACUUUGGAUAGUUUGCUCAUCCCCACUGUAGCAGAUGGCGGGGAACAAAAUCUUGGCCAAAUUAAUCCAGAAACUUCAAAGAACAGUUUGCUCAUUUCCUUGGUAGCAGAUCAGAAGGAGCAAAAUAUUGGAGUAUUUAGUCAAGAAACUCCAAAGCCUAAAGAACACAAUCAGGACUCUGAGCUAAAUUUUCUCAUUAGCUUUCUACCUCACAUGAAGAAAAUGACUGAUAUGCAAAAUCUACAAUUUCGCGUUCGAAUGAGUGAAUUGGUAUGUAAAAUUUUGGCUCCAAGCUUAACACAGCAAACAUGAGAAGGAAACAAUUCUCAACACAAUCAUGGCCAUGGCAGCCGGUUGUACGUACCGGAUUGACUCGAUGGAGUCUUUCAUCGGCAAGGGCUGCUUCCUCAGUGUACAACACACUGCUACAACAACAAACAAUUCUCAAAAAAUUUAUAAGAAUAUAAAAAAAAUAAAGUUUUGUUACUUAAAGA